AUUUUAGUUUCCUGCAAAUAAUACACAGAGCUCAACUCAAGUCUGCGCUCUCUCCUUCUCUCUCAUCACAGGCACACAGCGAAGAACAAGCAAAUCAAUUUCUGCAAUUGUCUCUUCAAUUCAUGAAUUAUAUGCAUUUUAUCUGAUUUUUCAAGUUGCCGAGACAGUGAAUUCAGUUUGUAGAGAUCCCUAUAGUUAUGGGGAUCUCGUUUAAGGUCUCCAAAACCGGUAGGCGGUUUCGCCCGAAACCGGUGCCGUCAACCGCCGCCGUUUUACGCGCCGACGAUGAGGAAUUGAACGAUGCGCCAAUUGCUGUGUCGAAGCCCAGAACUGAUGCCAUUUCGGUGUCUGCUCGGAAGCUGGUAGAGGCCAGGGAGCACAGGGGAAUAACUAAAAUUGGCGAUAAUGAAGUUUCGUUCACUCUUAAACUUUUUCCGGAUGGAUAUUCAGUUGGGAAACCUGUUGAGAAUGAAUCUGGAAAUCAGACAUCUAUUGAUGUACCAAAGUUCUUGCAUCCAUAUGAUAGAGCAUCUGAGGCUCUUUUUUCGGCAAUUGAAUCUGGUCGAUUGCCGGGAGAUAUUCUGGAAGAUAUACCAUGCAAAUAUAUUGAUGGGACACUUAUCUGUGAGGUGCGAGAUUAUCGGAAGUGCUUUCCUGAAGGAGUUAAUGUGACUUCUGGCGAAAGCUCACCUGCAAUUAACAGAGUGUCUCUUAAAAUGUCGCUAGAAAAUAUAGUGAAGGAUAUUCCAGCUAUUUCAGAAAAUGGUUGGACAUAUGGUGAUCUAAUGGAGGUGGAGUCUAGAAUUUUGAAAGCUAUACAACCGCAACUUUGCCUAGAUCCAUCCCCACAGCUAGACAAACUAUCAGAAGAUCCAGUUCAAAAUAAGUUGAAUUUAGAACUACGCAGCAUGCGAAGGAAAAGAUUGAGGCAGAUUUCUGAAGCUAAUAACCAUGGAAAGAAGGCAAGCCUUGAUAGAGUUCCGGAAAGUUCUAGGUUGGGAGAUACAGGAACUUUAGUGCAGCAACUUGCCUAUGAGAAUACGAACAGUCAAAAUAAUGUUUCGAGUGCUAUGCUUCAACUAAGGAGCAAUAGCUUUGGGUCAGAUGGUUCUCUUCUGCCCUCACCUAUGGCUCCUUACCAGUCAAAAUAUAGUGGAGGUGGAAGCCCGAGAAUGAUGAAGGAUCAGCGGACAGGAGCACUUUUGAAUGCAUCUGUAGGUUCUCCUGGUGGGCAGGACAUGAUGAUCCCUUUCACUGAUAACAUUGCUGCUUCUCUUCAUGGCAAGAGGGAAAAUCCAGAUGGACAAUCAUCUCCAUUGACCAACAAGAAGGCUAGGAUUGCGCAUACAGGUGCUGAGGGGAAUAUGCAGCAUUUAGGUUCGCAGAUGGAUACUUUACAUGGAUCUGAGUUGCACUGGAAGAACACAUUAAUGCAGCAGCAGUCAAUUGGAAGAGGAAUGCAGUAUGCUAACAAUGGCAUGCAAAAGUUCCCUCAGCAGGUAUUUGAAGGGGGUCUAAAUCAGGAAGGAGGGCAGAUGCCGUUCACUGUUGGACAGCAAGGAAUAAGAUACAACAUGAAGGAAGAACCAGUCGAGACAGAUAGAUUGGACAAACCAGAUGGUCGUGUGGCCAUGGGAGAAACAGAAUUAACAAAUAUUGACUCCCAGCAGUCACGGUUGCAGCAAAGGAUGCCACAUCAGAUGAUGAGAUCCGGCUUCCCUCAGUCUCCAUGGAACAAUCUUGGACAGCCUCUUGAUAAUAAUUCUAGAAAGGAGGACCCUUUCCAGAAGAGAAAAUUGGUUCAGAGUCCUCAUGUUUCUGGUGGAGGCUUACCUCAAUCUCCUUUGUCGUCAAGAUCUGGAGAAUUUUCUAGUGGUUCUAUGGGGCAUCAAUUUGGAGCUGUUGUAACUAGUGGGCUCGUAUCAUCACAAAAGGAGAAACCUGCAGUCACAUCUGUUGGUGUUGGUGGCAACCCGUCUUUCACUUCAAGUGCUAAUGACUCUGUGCAGAGGCAACAUCAUGCACAGGCAGCUGUAAAACGCAGAUCUAAUUCUCUUCCUAAGACCCCUGCAAUAAGUGGAGUUGGAUCUCCAGCAAGUGUCGGCAAUAUGAGCUUACCAAUAAGUGCAAGCAGCCCUCCUGUUGGAGGUCAGGCUUUGGGUGAUCAGACCACAUUGGAGAGAUUCUCGAAGAUAGAAAUGGUGGCUAUGAGGUUUCAACUUAAUUGCAAAAAGGGUAAGGUGGAUGAGUAUCCUAUCAGGAAGCCUACAUAUUCAGCUCAACAGCUGAUGUCUUAUUUCUCGAGUGAUUCAGUCAAUGAGAAUUUGAAAGAUGAAACAUGUCAAAUGCCACUGUCAAAGUCCCUGGUUGGUGGCAGCAUGAAUGUUUGCAAGACCAGGAUUUUGAACUUUAUCCAGACAGAGCGCAUUCUUCAAGGUAAUAGCUUACAAGUUGUUCCAAAGUCCAGGACUAGGAUGAUCAUGUCGGAGAAACCAAAUGAUGGUGCUGUCGCAAUUCAUAUAGGGGAAAUAGAGGACACUGAAUACUUGGCUGCAGAGGAUUACCUUCCAACAUUGCCAAAUACUCAUAUGGCCGACCUACUUGCAGCGCAGUAUUCUUCACUGAUGACACGGGAAGGUUAUCACAUGGAGGAUCUCGUCCAACCAAAACCUGUUCGGAUGAAUCCUAACUCAGGGGCCCAGCCUAGUACUCCGGGAAUUUCUCCCACCAAUGCAGCACCUGAGAUGCAGCAGUUUUCUGAAGGUGUUUCCAUGCAACAAUCGAGCGAUGUUGCAAAACCUAGUAAUAGUGGUAAUUCAACCCCAUCGCAGAACCUACAAGGCCAAAGGAUGCUGCCUCCAGGAAGUAAUCAGGCGAUUCAAAUGUCUCAAGGACUUCUACCUGGUGUUUCAGUGUCUUCAAGGCCUCAACAAUCUGAACAACUGCCGCCUAUGCAACAGCAACCUCAACAGCCACAGCAGCAUCCCCAGUUCCAAAGGAUGCUCCCAACGAACUCGAUGCAGCAUCUGAAUAACAUAGCUCAGAAUGCUAGUAUGCAGUUGGGACCUCAUACGACAAGCAAGACUACAGCUCUUCAAUUUCAGCUGAUGCAACAGCAGCAGCAGCAGCAAUCGCAACAUCUUCAGCCACAGCAGCAGCAGCAGCAGCAGGCAGCAAUGCAGAGAAAAAUGAUGCCUGGCCUUGGAAAUGUUGGCAUGGGCAAUAUUGGCAAUAAUAUGGUGGGGCUUGGAGGCUUGGGUAAUGUCAUGGGAAUUGGGGCUAGGGGUGUGAGUGGAUCGGGUAUUUCUGCACCGAUGGGGUCUAUGUCAAACAUAGGAAACAUGAAUCAGAACCCCAUGAAUCUGACUUCUGCCACAAGUUUUGCUAAUGCCAUUAGAACCGGGGGGCUUACACAGCCGCAGGCAGCUUUCAUGAAAAUGAGGAUGGGAAACCAAAACAGAAUGAAUAUGUUGGGGAACCCACAAUCAAGUAUUGGAGGCAUACCCGGAGCUAGACAGAUGCAUCCAGGAUCUGGUCUUUCCAUGCUCGGCCCCGCUCUAAACCGGGCCAAUAUGACCCAGAUGCAACGUACAGCUAUGGGUCCACCGAAGGUACCAGGAAUGAAUCUUUACAUGAACCAGCAGCAACAACAACAACAACAACACCAACUUCAGCAGCAGCUGCAGUUGCAGCAGCAGCAACAGCAACUGCAGCUACAGCAGCAGCAGCAGCAGCAACAGCAACAGCUGCAGCAACAGCUGCAACAACAGCAACUACAGCAGCAGCCGCAGCCACAGCAGCAAGAAACAACAUCACCACUGCAAGCUGUUGUUUCGCCUCCACAAGUUGGAUCACCUUCAAGCGUGGGGAUUUCCCACCAAAUGAAUCAGCAACAGCAACAGCAGGCCAGCCCCCAGCCAAUGAGCCAGAGAACUCCAAUGAGCCCACAACUGAGUUCAGGAGCCAUUCAUCCGAUGGGUGCUAGUAAUCCAGAAGCCUGUCCAGCCAGUCCUCAGUUGAGCUCACAGACCAUGGGCUCAGUCGGUAGUAUCGCAAACUCUCCAAUGGAGCUGCAGGGUGUCAAUAAAAGCAACUCUGUGAAUAAUGCUUAGUGCUGAUGAGUUUCUCCAUCUUCAAUUAGGCCUCGUGACAACCAGGUAAGGCGUAUGUAAUUGGUCAAAAUGAGAAGUCGAAAUUGGAAUCGAGGAGCAUUGAUAAUUGAUUGUGUGCCCGUUUAGCGAAUAAAACAUAGAAUGAAGAAGCCCUUUUUAGUGGGAGAGAGUACAUAAUUCCUUUUCUCUUCAAAGAUGAAUGUGGUAACUGAUAGAAAUACUUAUGUUGUAAAGCUGGGAGAUAUCAUGCUUAUUGUUGGACUAGGCUGAUUUUGUUUAUUCGAUUUUAUGUAUUAAGUAGUAGAAGUUGGAGUAUUACAUUAACUUUGUUUAAGCUGUUA
Molecule: messenger RNA, 4453 nt
Organism: Salvia miltiorrhiza (redroot sage)
Lineage: Eukaryota; Viridiplantae; Streptophyta; Magnoliopsida; Lamiales; Lamiaceae
Product: protein PHYTOCHROME-DEPENDENT LATE-FLOWERING
Exons: 12
Coding region: 198-4112 (1304 amino acids)
Biological process (GO): regulation of transcription by RNA polymerase II
Cellular component (GO): SAGA complex
Molecular function (GO): transcription coregulator activity
Source: RefSeq, a predicted model, not a curated record